This is a messenger RNA of Triticum aestivum (bread wheat), 1212 nucleotides long. Its product is annotated as oryzain alpha chain. Lineage: Eukaryota; Viridiplantae; Streptophyta; Magnoliopsida; Poales; Poaceae. The record is from RefSeq and is a predicted model, not a curated record. Bases 174 to 593 code for a protein of 139 amino acids. The transcript has 3 exons.
ACUGCUAUCGGGCAGCAGAUUAUCGCUGGGUACAGGUCAAUAUUUAUGGAAGGCAUUGAUUGCACGAUUGCGCCGCUGAUUGUUCUUCCCCUUACAUCUCUUUCUCACUUCCAUCCCCGCCUUCCACAGAUCUGAUCCACUCCCCCCACCUUCCCCUCGUCCUUGGCCUCGUCAUGAGCACCUCCACGGCUCUCAUGGCGGCGGCAUCGCUGCUGCUGCUGCUGGUGUCGCUGGCGGCGGCGGCGGACAUCCAGAUGGCGCACAGGGAGAGGAGCGAGGAGGAGACGCGGCGGAUCUUCGUGGAGUGGAAGGCCAAGUACGGGAGGAGCUACGACUCCAUCCGCGAGGAGGAGCGCCGGUACGCGAUCUUCAAGGACAACCUGCUGCGGAACAUCGAUCAGCAGAGCGCCGCCGGGAUCGAGCGGCAGCUCAACAAUUUCUCCGACCACACCCAUGAAGGUGGAUCCAAUUUGACUGGAGCAUCCGCCUUCAAGCGAGACGCAACGGGCCGGCCUAGUUCGGGGCUCCGCUGCACACGCGUAAAAGAUGCCAUACAAUCAGAAAGAAAAAAAAAAGGAAGCCCGCUGAAAUGAGCUCGUGAGCAUGGGUUGGCCAAUUUGCGCCUCGCUUCAGGCGUCCGGUCGUGUAUUUGAGGUGUGUCAAAUAGGAGCACUCCUUCACUCGUGCUACAAUGACUUACAACGGUAGGCUACCUUGAGCAUUGUUGGGCUGAAACAUCUACAACACCCAUUGAUGCCCAUUGAACUUGUGGUUUGGUUUGCGCUCCCUCUCCUGGAGCAAGAUGGUGUCGCGUUGUCCUUCCCCAAGUCGAUGAAGUUGGAGAAUAACGCCGGAGAUCUUCGAGGUUCCCCCCAUGUGUCUGGUGUGACAAGAUCGCCAUACAACCUCACCAAGCCUAGCUCAUGCAUGUUGCGAGAACAACGCUUCUCCAGGAUCUUCAUCGGAACAUUAGCAACAUCUGAAGCAGCAGGUAAUUCAGAAGAGGCACUUACAGCUGGUGUUAACACACGCCAAAGUCGAGAGACGUGGAACACUGUAAGGAUAGAAGAAUCAUGUUCGUAUAUAACUUCUUUCACUCGUCUAAUCACUGGGUAGGGUCCAAAGAACUUGAAACUGAACUUGUGGUUAGCAUUGCGUGCCAUUGACGUCUGAACAUAUGAUUGCUGCUUCAAUCAAACUUGAUCACCCACA